UCGGUGCUGGAGAUCCUGGACACGGCGGGCACCGAGCAGUUCGCGUCCAUGCGGGACCUGUACAUCAAGAACGGCCAGGGCUUCAUCCUCGUGUACAGCCUCGUCAACCAGCAGAGCUUCCAGGACAUCAAGCCCAUGCGGGACCAGAUCAUCCGCGUGAAGCGGUACGAGCGCGUGCCCAUGAUCCUGGUGGGCAACAAGGUGGACCUGGAGGGCGAGCGCGAGGUCUCGUACGGCGAGGGCAAGGCCCUGGCCGAGGAGUGGAGCUGCCCCUUCAUGGAGACGUCGGCCAAAAACAAAGCCUCGGUGGACGAGCUGUUCGCCGAGAUCGUGCGGCAGAUGAACUACGCGGCGCAGCCCAACGGCGACGAGGGCUGCUGCUCGGCCUGCGUGAUCCUCUGAGGCGCCCGCGCCGCGCGCCGGCCGCCCUCCGCGCACAAAAGCCAAACGCACCCGACUCUCUAAAUGUGAUUUCUCUUCUUGCUUUGAGAUUGGAGACGACUUUGCAUUGGCCGGUGUGUCCCGGGACCCCGGCUGGCCUCUGCGGCGGACGCCCCCCGCCUCCUCCCCGCCUGCGAAGGGGUGCCGGGUCCUGACCAUCGGAUGCCCGGUGGCAGUGUGGCUCUUUGCAGCGCGUACGUUUCUCAUUGAUUUUGGUUGACGCACAUUUCCCCCCUUAAGUAACCGUUAAGGGCGCUGUAUUGGCGGCUUGACACCAGCAAGCGAAAGUUUCAGCCUGGAAAAAAUGGGGUGGGGGAGGAAGAGGGCAGGGAGAAGGUGGAACCGGGGAGGCUUUUUUUGUUUGUUUUUCAACAACCGUUUUCUAGUUCCAAGUUUUAAAUACAUGGAAGGAAGUCCGGGAGAACCAAAUGAAGGAGCAGGAGGAGAGGAAGAAACUUUUGUUUUUUCCUUGUUUUCCAGGAGUAGCUGGAAAUAAUGAUCAGGUUCCUUUCCUGCCAGCUUGGAAGGGCAGCCCCGUGACUGAUUGCGAUUCCGAGGAUGUCUAUGCAAAGUUGGAUUCUUGUUUCAGUGUAUCCAAUCUGAAGUAUUGCACAUCUGAACUGGGACUGUUAGCACUGAGGCCAAUACAGUGUGGGGUGCCAGAAAGUGUCUGCUGAUAUUUGUGGGGAAAAAAAAAAUCUAUUUUGUUUACCUACUGUAUCUAAGGGGAGUCUGGGGAAGAACGGUAGUAUUUUUUUUUAUCAGCUGUGAAAAAAAUGUUACAGAUCUGCACAUUUUUGUGUGUACUAUUUUGUGUGUGUGUGUGUGUGUGUGGUUAUUUUUUUUUAAGUUUAGCUUUUUUGUUCCUAUUGGUUGGCAGUAACAGAUUUUAAUGACUAGCUCUUUAAAAUACAGUACAAAGACUUAAAUGUGAUUCAGGGCCCCCAGCACCCCUGUGUCUGCAGAGUGCCUUCAAAACUCAGCUGUUCCAGCCGGUGCCAACCUGUGAACUUCCCACCCUACCCCAGAAUCUGCUAUUCCCCAAACCACUUCCCAGUUUCCUUUCAGUAAUCAUCCCGAAGGAGCCAGGACAAUAGGGCCUGUUGUUCUGUGAAUUUCUUCCUUAUUAUUUCCAGCCUUUAAAAUGUAAUUUCCAUGUCUUGCGAUUUUUUUUUCUUCAUUUUGUUCAAAUGUUCAGGUAUUUAGCUCCCCUUUUAUAUUAUUUUAAAAUAUUUUUUGGUUAUCUGUUAAUAGGGUUUUCCUCCAGAAGCAAAGAGCAAAAUCUUACUGUUGUGAUGUACCAAGAGAAUUCUAACCAAUUGUAAUUUUUAAUUCCAGACAUGCGUCUAAUCAUUGUCUCUUCAUUUUAAGACUUUUAAUACAAAUGUCAUUUUUAAAGAAACAAACCCAAAA
Miniopterus natalensis is the source of this 1854-nucleotide messenger RNA. RefSeq names its product RAP2B, member of RAS oncogene family (gene RAP2B). Gene Ontology annotation, molecular function: GTP binding; GTPase activity. Gene Ontology annotation, cellular component: membrane. Lineage: Eukaryota; Metazoa; Chordata; Mammalia; Chiroptera; Miniopteridae. Gene Ontology annotation, biological process: Rap protein signal transduction. The record is from RefSeq and is a predicted model, not a curated record.